This is a messenger RNA of Salvelinus sp. IW2-2015, 2490 nucleotides long. Its product is annotated as STEAP family member 1B-like. Gene Ontology annotation, cellular component: plasma membrane; endosome. The record is from RefSeq and is a predicted model, not a curated record. NCBI's taxonomy places the organism in Eukaryota, Metazoa, Chordata, Actinopteri, Salmoniformes, Salmonidae.
CUGUGUGUGUUCGUUUCUCAUGCUUGCCCAUGUCUUCUAGAAGGAACUAAAUAUUACAGAAAUAGAAAAAAAGAGUAGUGUAGUCCUGUAUCGUUCACGAGGACACACCAUUCAAAAUGUGUGGCUGUGAAUUGUAUCCAAGACCCGCCCCGAAAUGUCAUAUUCACUCCGCCUCACAGGCGUACUUACCUAUCCUUGCCCAGAGGUGUGUAAUAGAUCACGCCCCUUCCAAAUCCAACUUCCAAUCCGUGGACAGGAUUUGCCAGACCCCCUCCUUACCGCGGCCCUUUCACUAUAGAACGCUCAAUGCCCCACGUCCGCAUCAUUUUGAAGACACGUAGGUUGUGGAGCUUUUAAAUAGAUGUAGCCCGAGCCGCGAGCUGGUCGAGGACUGAACACUUCUCUUCAUAAUGUAAAUGAUCCCCGUGUCCUCCACACGUGCUGAGAGUUGUUCACGCAGCUUCUGUCUUCCCCCACAACUUUCAUCCCUUUGGACCCGUCCAUCGGCAGGAUAAAUAUUUGUACAGAUUACCUAAACUUCCAUCUCUGAAAUGAUGGAGAAAAGACAAGCGGAUUCACAGAACACUGUGGUGGAGGACCAAGAGACAUGGCAUGAGCUAGCUAUAAUGGACCCAGUGGACAAACCACACCUAGUACAUAAGGACUCAGAGGACCAGGAGGCUCUGUUGUUGAACGGGGCUAAACAUCCUGAACAUCGCCCUCUGUUGGUCUCCUUUGCCCUGGAGGAGUUUGAGUUUCCCUCCAGCGUCUGUUUAGAAGAGAUGCCCCUCUUCCCCCAGUGGCACCUACCCCUCAAACUGAUGGCCAUCUUGAUGGCGCUGACCUUCCUGUACACUUUUAUAAGGGAUGUGCUGCAGCCCUUUGUGUCUCAGAGCAGGAGUGACUUCUAUAAGAUCCCUAUACUGGUGAUGAAUAAGACCCUGCCAUGGACGGCCAUAUCUCUGCUUGCUCUGGUCUAUCUGCCUGGGCUACUGGCUGCCCUGCUACAGCUGUACAGAGGUACCAAGUACAGCAGUUUCCCAGGCUGGUUGGAGAGGUGGAUGUCUAUGAGGAAACAGCUGGGCCUGCUAGCUUUCUUCCUAGCAGCACUCCAUGCUAUCUACAGCCUCUGUUACCCUAUGAGACGCUCCUACAGAUACAAGCUGCUCAACUGGGCUUACCAACAGGUCCAGCAGAACCAGGAGGACUCAUGGGUAGCAGAUGACGUGUGGCGUAUGGAGAUCUAUGUCUCCCUGGGUAUCAUGGGUUUGGGUCUCCUGGCUUUAUUAGCCAUCUCCUCCKUUCCCUCCAUUUCUGACACCCUCAACUGGAGAGAGUUCACCUGGAUGCAGCUGUUGACAGGCCUCCUUUUUGUUUACCUGUCUUCUGGUCCUUCCGUCCUGCAGAGGAGUCUGGGAUAUGCUGCCCUGGUCCUGUGUACAGCCCAUGCUCUGGUCUAUGGCUGGAGGAAGUGGGUGGAGCCUAAGCACUARGUGUGGUACACCCCUCCAUCCUUUAUCCUGGCCUCGCUCCUCCCAGCCACCGUCCUAUUGGUCAAGGCUGUGCUGCUGCUGCCUUGCCUGGACCGGAGGCUGGGGCAGAUUCGUCGAGGCUGGGAGAGUCCCCGCCCCCCAAGGGGAAGGGGAGUGACUGAAAAAGACUCGCUCUGAAAGAUGACACGUCAAAACCUGGGAUGCAGCAUUGACGAUUGAUAAAUUGUUUCAAUUUUGGGAUAAGACCGGAAGCUUGGUCUCUGGACCUCAAGGAGAAUCGGUGCUGGUUGAUGGGCAACAUAAAGUGGCCACUGCACAGUUCCACUCUUCUGCUUAUUAUACAGAUAUCUGAGGUGACAUACUCUGUAGUCUACACACAGUGUGCUUACUGAAUUGAUGCCUUGAGAACAUAGCCUGGUUAAGCAGACUGACCGCUGUGCUCAUGUUUUGUUUAAUUGAGAUAUUGCAAGAUCAGACUGGUUUCACAAGGCUACUGAGGAAGCUCAGUUCAGUUGAAGGUAAAAGUAAAACGAAUGACCAUCUUGUGGCAUGUUUGCACCCAGUCAGGGAAACAUGGAGAAACCAAAGCCUGCUGCUCUUAGACAUAAAUUCUAUAAGUAAGUAGUUAGUGCAUAGUAAUGUUAUUUAAUGUCAGACUAGACAAUGGCUGUAGACAAUCCCUGUAGACAAUGUAAAAUGUAGUGCAUUAUAUAGGGAAUAGGGUGCCAUUUGGGAAGCAGCCAUUGAGAGCAUCAUCAUAAUUCCGAUUUAAGUAGGCCCAUGACCAUUUAUAUGAAUGAUUUCGAAGCUUACUUUGUGCUUGUUUUCAACUGUGUUUUCUCUGGCGCUAGAACAUCCAUUAGAAUAUAUUGUAUUAGAAUAUGUUGUAUCAAGACAGCAGCAAAAGGUGCUGAAAUAUCCCAAAAUGCAGUUGAAGGUAGAGGAAGUACCCUCAGUUUCACUCUGAAAUAAAGAUUUGAACAGGAUGAGAGUUCAA